AUGGGAAAGGAAAAAAUUCAUAUCAACAUUGUCGUCAUCGGUCAUGUCGAUUCAGGUAAAUCGACAUCAACUGGUCACUUGAUCUACAAGUGUGGUGGUAUCGAUAAACGUACCAUCGAAAAAUUCGAAAAAGAAGCUGCUGAAAUGGGUAAAGGUUCGUUCAAAUACGCUUGGGUAUUGGACAAACUCAAAGCUGAACGUGAACGUGGUAUCACCAUCGAUAUCUCACUGUGGAAAUUCGAAACUGCUAAAUACUACGUUACCAUCAUCGAUGCUCCCGGUCAUCGCGAUUUCAUCAAGAACAUGAUCACUGGUACAUCACAAGCUGAUUGUGCCGUCUUGGUCGUCGCUGCCGGUACUGGUGAAUUCGAAGCUGGUAUCUCAAAGAACGGUCAAACUCGUGAACAUGCCCUUCUCGCCUACACCCUCGGUGUCAAACAAAUGAUCGUCGCUGUCAACAAGAUGGACACAACUGAACCACCAUAUUCAGAAAAACGUUUUGAUGAAAUCAAAACUGAAGUUUCCAACUACAUCAAGAAGAUCGGUUAUGCCUCACAAGGUGUUGCUUUCGUUCCCAUCUCCGGCUGGCACGGUGACAACAUGAUCGAACCAACCGAAAAGAUGCCAUGGUACAAGGGAUGGUCCGUCGAACGCAAAGAGGGAAAUGCUAGUGGUAAAACACUCUUGGAAGCUCUCGAUGCUGUUAUUCCACCAUCACGUCCAACUGACAAACCACUCCGAUUACCCUUACAAGAUGUCUACAAAAUCGGUGGUAUCGGUACAGUGCCAGUUGGUCGAGUCGAAACUGGUGUUCUCAAACCUAACAUGGUUGUCAGCUUUGCACCAUCUAACUUACAAACUGAAGUCAAAUCAAUCGAAAUGCACCAUGAAGCUCUCGAAGAAGCCGUGCCAGGCGACAACGUUGGCUUCAACGUGAAGAACGUUAGUGUGAAAGAACUUCGUCGUGGUUUCGUUGCCUCUGACAUCAAGAACGAUCCAGCUCAAGAAACAGCCAACUUCACAGCUCAAGUCAUCGUUCUCAAUCACCCUGGUCAAAUCGGUGCUGGUUAUGCUCCAGUUCUCGACUGUCACACAGCUCAUAUUGCUUGUAAAUUCGCUGAACUUCUCGAGAAAGUCGAUCGUCGUUCAGGUAAAACACUCGAAGAAGCCCCGAAAUUCUUGAAAUCUGGCGAAGCCGCUAUGGUAAAAAUGAUUCCAUCAAAACCAAUGUGUGUUGAGAAAUUCUCUGACUAUCCACCACUUGGUCGAUUCGCCGUCCGUGAUAUGCGUCAAACAGUCGCAGUCGGUGUUAUCAAAGAAGUCGAAAAGAAAGCUGCAGCAUCAGGCAAAGUCACCAAAUCAGCAGCUACGGCUGCCAAAGGUGGCAAAAAGUAA
Messenger RNA from Adineta ricciae, 1395 nucleotides. NCBI's taxonomy places the organism in Eukaryota, Metazoa, Rotifera, Eurotatoria, Adinetida, Adinetidae. The record is from the annotation of a GenBank genome assembly.